This is a messenger RNA of Chenopodium quinoa (quinoa), 1311 nucleotides long. RefSeq names its product ADP-ribosylation factor-like protein 5. The record is from RefSeq and is a predicted model, not a curated record. The coding region runs from base 515 to 1066 and encodes 183 amino acids. Gene Ontology annotation, biological process: vesicle-mediated transport; protein localization to Golgi membrane; intracellular protein transport. Gene Ontology annotation, cellular component: cytoplasm; trans-Golgi network. Gene Ontology annotation, molecular function: GTPase activity; GTP binding. The transcript is spliced from 4 exons. Lineage: Eukaryota; Viridiplantae; Streptophyta; Magnoliopsida; Caryophyllales; Amaranthaceae.
AUCCAAAGUCGAGGUUAAUGCAAGAAAGUAGUAAAGAAUUGUGGAUUAAUUCUUAUUAAUAUUGUUCUAAAAGAACUUCUCCUUCAACACUCCCAUUAUCUCUUUCCUCUUCAUAUCUUUAUACAGCGCCAUUACUCCUGUAAUUCACUCAGAAUUUUCGAUCUUUUUCGUUCGAUUUUUCUCUCACGGGUAAUCUACAAUUAUCUGUAUUUGGUUUCUGGGCAACAACCUCAACGAUAUACGGGCAAUUUGGUGGUCGAUUAACCAGCUAACCCUAAUUCAAAGUUGGAGUGAUUCUAGAUCCAACAAUUAUGUUUACAUCAUCAAUUAAGGCAUGAAUAUUACAGCCGUAGUUAGUAUGUCUUGGUAUCAUGAUUUUAGGCUUUGAGAAUACAAUCGCCAUGACACGUGAAAUCGAAUAAAUGCAAGUUUUGAACUAUGAUACGUUGAAGGGGUUUCGAAGCAGAACUUUCCUUGUCAUCAUAAACUGAUUGCUGAGGAACUUAGGUUGGUAAUGGGGGCUUUUAUGUCAAGAUUUUGGUUUAUGUUAUUCCCAGCUAAGGAAUAUAAGAUAGUGAUCGUUGGUCUUGAUAAUGCUGGAAAGACAACCACCCUUUAUAAAUUGCAUUUAGGAGAUGUGGUUUCAACACACCCUACGGUGGGUAGCAAUGUUGAAGAGCUUGUCUACAAAAAUAUUCGAUUCGAGGUUUGGGAUCUAGGUGGGCAGGAUAGACUGAGGACAUCAUGGACCACAUAUUAUCGAGGAACACAUGCUGUCAUUGUUGUUAUAGAUAGCACGGAUAGGGCCAGGAUUUCAAUUAUGAAAGAUGAGCUCUUCAGAUUGCUUCCUAACGAGGAUCUACAACAAGCUGUUGUGCUGGUCUUUGCCAAUAAACAGGAUCUGAAGGAUGCUAUGACUCCUGCAGAGAUUACGGAUGCUCUAUCCCUCCACAGCAUAAAGAAUCACGAUUGGCAUAUCCAAGCUUGUUCUGCCCUUACCGGUGAUGGGUUGUAUGAUGGAUUGGGAUGGAUUGCCCAGCGGGUUGCUGGGAAAGCUACAAGCUAGUUUAAACUCAGAUGUACUGUUGUUUGUUGACCCCCUUUUUUUUUCCUUAAUUAUUAUACAGGUGCUCUUCUACAGUUUGAUCUUUGUAAUAAUUUACAUUUGGAAGAUAAGUUGCUUAUGGAAUUUCUCUGAAUUGUUUGUUUCUUUGUUUCCCCCCCUAUUUGUAUGAGAAUUCUCGUGUAAUGGACUUGAUUGAUGAUUUUAUUUUAGGGAGUGCGGGGUUGAAUAUUGAAUACUCCGUAGUA